CAUUAUUUUCUGAACUAAUAUUUCCCGACUUCAUUUGGAUGUCGUGAUUUUUCUGAGAUUUUACGCACGACAUGACACCUUCCGUUAUUAAAAAAAACAUCUCGAGGGCCCUGUAUACAGUUAUGUGGUUGUACAUAUUGGCAGCUUGGGGUGUGUCUCUCUCCAGUGCCACUUCUGAAAUGUUUACGUGUUCGGUACCCGUGGAUCCGGUCUCGGCACGGUUGGGACAUGUUGCCACCAUACCAUGCUGGCUCACCCCUUCCAUGAACGCAGAGGGCCUGGAGGUGCGUUGGUACCGGCCCAAAGAUUUCGACAACCCGGUCUUGCUCUACACAGAGAGGAAGAUCCAGGAAGCAUCACAGCAGUCCCAAUACGUGGGCCGCAGCUCCCUGGGGCUCCGGGAGCUUACGUCAGAAGGGCUGAAGGGAGGGGAUGUGACCUUGAAGCUGGUUAAUGUCACGCUGAGUGACCAAGGGGAGUAUGUGUGUUACGUCAGCAGUAACCAGGACUAUGGGACUGCCAGUGUCUUUCUCAAUGUGACUGUGAAGGGCACCCCUCCUCUCCUCUCAGCAGUCAGAACAGAUGCUGACUCUGUGAAUGUGAGCUGUGUUUCCCAUGGAUGGAAGCCAAGGCCCAGGCUACAGUGGUCAGAUGGGAGGCAGACUCUGAAACCUGAGAAGCUGGACUACAGCAGUGGUGCCCAUGGUCUGGUGUCUGCCCACAGCUGGGUCCUCUCUUCCCCCUCUAGUGCUCCCUGGGUAUCCUGUUCUCUGGUUUUGUCUGAAGGGGAGGAGUUGGAGGGAAGAGUGGACCUACGGAACAUUGCGGCUUUACCAGAGACUUCAUCAGGACUGAAAACAGCUGUCAUCAUUUUAGCUCUGCUUCUGCUCCUGUCCGUUGUCUUCAUCGGUGUGCUCUACAAAAAGAGAGAUAUAGUGGAUAUCGAGACUAUGGGACAACCUGAAGAUUUAGUGGAUAUAGAGACUAUGAGACAAGCUGGAGUGGAUGUCACAUUGGAUCGCAAGACAGCUCCUCCUUAUCUGAAAGUUAGUUUAAAUAGUAAAAUUGUGAGAGACAGUGAAGAUAAUCCAUGUCCUCCGGGUAAGCAUGCUUAUAUACUUGGAACUCGUGCUUUUACCUCGGGCAGCCAUGCUUACUGGGAGGUUAGACUGGAUAAGGAGCAGGUAGGCGUUAAACAAUCCUGGUGGGUUGGACUGGCAAGUGGGUCUGUUAAUGGACAAGGUGAUGUACCAGCUUCCAAUGGUUUCUGGUUCCUGUCCUCAGACAAAGAGAAAUUCUUACGGCUUAAUAUGGCCCCCGACAUCCUACUUCCUGCCUAUCCCAGACCUCAGAUACUAGGGUUGUAUUUGGACUAUGACCAAGGAGUACUCUCUUUUAUCAAUGUGAAAGAAAAUAAACUGAUUGUCACUGUGAAAGCUAUGUUCAUUGGGGAGGUGUUUCCUCUUUUUAACCCAGGUCAAGGUGACACAGCCCCUAUGACGAUAUUAGAUGCUAGCCACUAUAAAACAGGAUCUGUAGAAGUUUCUGUUUCUGAAAGAGAGGGUACUGUCACUCCACCUGCUGAAAAGGCUGAGACUGUUGCCCUUGUAGCUUCUAACCAAAGUCGCAAUCAUCAGACUUCUGAACGCAAAGACUGUCUUUAAAUGUCUGUAACACAAUGAAAAGGUAGAUGGAUGUGGUAGAUUGAUGGAUGUGGUUGAUGUAGUGGAUGGAUGGACGUAGUAGAGAUAUAGUAGAUGGAUGUAGUGGCUGGAUGGAUGUAGUAGCGAUAUAGUAGAUGGAUGUAGUGGAUUGAUGGAUGUAGUAGAUGGAUGUAUUGGAUUGAUGGAUGUACCGUAGUAGAGAGAUUUUGUUGAUGGAUGGAUGUAGUAGAUGGCUGGAUAUAGUAGAUGGAUAUAGUAGAUGGAUGUAGUGGAUUUAUGGCUGUAGUUGCGAUAUAGUAGAUGGAUGGAUGUAGUAGAUGGCUGGAUAUAGUGGAUGGAUGUAGUAGAUGGAUGUAGUGGAUUGAUGGAUGUACCGUAGUAGAGAGAUGUUGUUGAUGGAUGGAUGUAGUAGAUGGAUGUCUACAUGGUGUUUGGUUUGACCAUCCCCUGUUUUUCACAGCAGUGCAGAACAAGAGACGGAAAGAGAAGCUCCUUGCAAUAUAGCCGCUUUCUAUAGUGCUCACUAUUAUUAUUUUAAUGGUAGAGCCAUCUGGUGACAUUUCAUUUGAAACCGUAGAUUUUUCCCUGUUACAGUUUGCAAUAUAGAGCAACAUACUGCUCACUAGAAAAUAUCAGAUUAUACUGACUGGAGUAUGUGCAUUUAAAAACAAUAAAAUCCUACUGGGAAAAGUCUUUUUCAACAGCCAACUGGAAAACUUAGCCAUCUUUCUAGGGCUCCAUCUUUCCGACUUGAAGUUCAUUGACUUGAAUGAUUUGACCUCGUUUUUCCUCCAAGUUCCCAGUUAUCUUGAAAGCAACAUGACCAUCACAUGCAGGUACCAUCAGUUCAGGAAAAUAGAAAGCGAAUUAUUUCAAUUUAUGCUCAGCUGUGCGUCGCAAGUGCCACACCAACUGAUCUAUUUUGUUAAUCAAAGCUUGAGAUUUGAAAUGUAAUAUUGUCUGAGAGGAACAUAAUAAUGUAUUAGGCCUCCUGAAAAAAUAACUAAUUCCUAACAGAACUGGUUUUAUAAUUUUAAUGUAAAAAUAUCCAAAUCAUGUUUAAAAGAAAAAAAAUCUGAAAAGUUGAUCUUGGCAUGCAAUAUAUUUUCUGGUUGUGGGAGUGGCCCAAUGGUCAAACAGAAACAGUUUACACUAUUUGGUGUUUUGACCAAUCAGACCAGGUCUGAAAAGAUCUGAUGAGAAAAUAUCUGAUGUAAUUGGUCGAAAUACCAAUUAGUGGAAAAAAUAUGAAUUACUGAGGACGAUAUUGCCACUCCUAUUUGCCAUAUCUGUAUACCAUCUAUUGCAUCUUAGCCUAUGCCGCUCGAUCAUCGCUCAUCCAUAUCUGCACAUAUUCUUAUUCCAUCCCUUUUCUUAGAUUUGUGUGUACUAGGUAGUUGUUGUGGAAUUGUUAGAUUACUUGUUAGAUAUUGCUGCACUGUCAGAACUAGAAGCACAAGCAUUUCGCUACACACACAAUAACACAUGGCUAACCAUGUGUAUGUGGCCAAUAACAUUUGAUUUGAUUUGUCUAAUUUCAGCCACAGCCUUGGAAGUGAACAGACAAGCAUUCACUCAAUUGCAUUGCUUUUCAUAAAGAAAUAUAAUUUUGAAAAUAUGCGACUGAUAUUGAAAUUCCAUAUCAUAUUGAUUUUCCAUAUCGCUGCCCAUCAGUGCUUUUAUCUCUGUCUAUUUAUCUAUACAAACCAAGCUAAAACUGCACACCUCUGAAAACAACCCAUCUCGACCAGCUGACAGCUAAUUAUGCUAGCUAGCUAAUUCAGCAAAAACAACGGCAAGGAAAGGUGUGGGAGAGAGACGUCCCCACGAGCUCAACAAUCCACAUAAAGAGACAUUCAUGCAAUGAUUGAACUUUGCCUUAUCUUGGCCAGGUCGCAGUUGUAAAUGAGCACUUGUUCUCAACUGGCCUACCUGGUUAAAUAAAGGUGAAAUAAAAAAUAUAUUUAAUAAAAUUAAGUGUUCACACUGUGAGAAAUUUUACAAUAUUUCACAAUCAAAUCAAAUCAAAUUGUAUUUGUCACAUGCGCCGAAUACAACAGGUGUAAACCUUACAGUGAAAUUCUUACUUACAAGCCCUUUUUCAACAAUGUAGUGUUAAGAAAAAUACCCCCAAAAAACAAGAAAUAUAAGUAACAAAUAAUUAAGAACAGCAGUAAAUAACAAUAGUGAGGCUAUAUACAGGGGGUACCGGUACAGAGUUAAUAUGCGGGGCACCGGUUAGUCAAGGUAAUUGAGGUAAUAUAUACAUGUAGGUAGAGUUAUUAAAGUGACUUAUGCAUAGAUAAUAACAGAGAGUAGUAGGGGGUAGAAGCCUCUUGAACCUAGACUUGGCGCUCCGGUACCACUUGCCGUGCGGUGGCAAAGACAACAGUCUAUGACAAUUUUUAGGGCCUUCCUUUGACACCGCCUGGUUGUAACUGACAGUUAGACGUACAGGUUAUGUCGUUGUCUUUUGUUUGAAUUUUUUACGUGUCCGCUGUGCGGGGGAAAUGAUAAUACAAGCGGUACUACGUAGCUAAUACUGUUGUAACGGGGAUCCGUAUUGUAGCAACACACUGUUGGAGGGAAGGCAAUCCUGAGCUGCGUUAGCUAAGUUUUCAUGUCAACGGGUGUAGUUCAUAAAGGUUGAAGAGUAUAUGUUAGGAUGAAGUGUGAAUUCAUGCCAGGAAUAAUACGUGUGAAGUUUGAUUUCCUCCCUUUUGUAAUAAGCAGCCAAUGAGGUAUUUUUCCUUUACUCACGUGUUUAAUCUGAACCCGUUAUAACGCCGGGUAAACUGUUAUGUAUGUAAGCACUUCAGAGUUAUACCAAGCUAAUAAGUCACUCGUAAGAUAAGGAGUUCUCACGGAAGGUGAUAAUUCUGACUAAAACUACUUGUGCUUGUGGUUACUGAAGGGAGCUACAAUCUGGUUUAGAGGUCCUUGAUGGCAGGAAGCUUGGCCCCAGUGAUGUGCUGGGCCAUUCGCACUGCACUCUGUAGUGCCUUGCGGUCGGAGGCCGAGCAGUUGCCAUAUCAGGCAGUGAUGCAACCAGUCAGGAUACUCUCGAUGGUGCAGCUGAAGAACCUUUUGAGGAUCUGAGGACGCAUGCCCAAUCUUUUUAGUCUCCUGAGGGGGAAUAGGUUUUGUCGUGUCCUCUUCACGGCUGUCUUGGUGUGCUUGGACCAUGUUAGUUUGUUGGUGAUGUGGACACCAAGGAACUUGAAGCUCUCAACCUGAUCCACUACAGCCCUGUCCAUGAGAAUGGGGGCCUGCUCGGUCCUCCUUUUCCUGUAGUCCACAAUCAUCUCCUUAGUCUUGAUCACGUUGAGGGAGAGGUUGUCCUGGCACCACAAUGCCAGGUCUCUGACCUCCUCCCUUUAUGCUGUCUCGUCAUUGUUGGUGAUCAGUCCUACCACUGUUGUGUCAUCGGCAAACUUAAUGUUGGUGUUGGAGUCGUGCCUGGCCGUGCAGUUAUGAGUGAACAGGGAGUACAGGACGGGACUGAGCACGCACCCCUGGGGGGCUCCAGUGUUGAUCAGCGUGGCAGAUGUGUUGCUUCCUACUUCCAGGAGGGGACUGAGCACGCAAUCUGAACGCCUGGGAAUAUUUUUACACAUUAGUUGGGAUGUUUUAAUUUUUGAUAGGGUGUUUCCAAAUAUAUAUUUUGUGAUUUUUCUUUAGUUUUGACAUCAUUUCUAAUUCCAUGUAUUAGCUACAUUUGUAUAAUGUCAAGUAAAAUGUAACGUGUCAGUUAAGAAUGUGUUUCUCAUUUAUUUAUUUUUAAAAUUUUAAAUUUUUUACAAUGGUUUUGAUUUUUCAGUAAUGUUGCGAUAGUGCUACUGUUUUUCCUGCAUUAUGUCAACAUAAUGUAACAAAUACUUCAGAAUUUUUACACUUAAUAAGUUGUCUAAUUGUUUUUAUUGUUGAUUAGUAAUUAUGUACACUGUGCCAAUAUGUUAUUGUAAAUUACAAAAAAAGGAAUAAAGAAAAUGGCGUCAUAAACAAA
Molecule: messenger RNA, 5670 nt
Organism: Oncorhynchus masou masou (cherry salmon)
Lineage: Eukaryota; Metazoa; Chordata; Actinopteri; Salmoniformes; Salmonidae
Product: butyrophilin subfamily 1 member A1-like
Exons: 8
Coding region: 72-1664 (530 amino acids)
Biological process (GO): regulation of cytokine production; T cell receptor signaling pathway
Cellular component (GO): external side of plasma membrane
Molecular function (GO): signaling receptor binding
Source: RefSeq, a predicted model, not a curated record